Messenger RNA from Eremothecium sinecaudum, 2001 nucleotides. RefSeq names its product Cup2p (gene CUP2). The transcript has a single exon. The record is from RefSeq and is a predicted model, not a curated record. Gene Ontology annotation, cellular component: nucleus. Gene Ontology annotation, biological process: intracellular copper ion homeostasis; positive regulation of transcription by RNA polymerase II; intracellular iron ion homeostasis. Gene Ontology annotation, molecular function: DNA-binding transcription factor activity, RNA polymerase II-specific; copper ion binding; RNA polymerase II cis-regulatory region sequence-specific DNA binding. Lineage: Eukaryota; Fungi; Ascomycota; Saccharomycetes; Saccharomycetales; Saccharomycetaceae. The coding region runs from base 1 to 2001 and encodes 666 amino acids.
AUGGUUCUCAUUAAUGGGCUUAAGUAUGCUUGUGAACGCUGUAUUAGGGGGCACCGUGUUACUACGUGUAAUCACACUGAUCAGCCACUGAUGAUGAUCAAGCCCAAAGGUCGACCGUCGACAACAUGCGCACAUUGUAAAGAGCUGCGAAGAAAUAAAAACACGCACGCGAGCGGAGUUUGUACAUGCGGGAGAGAGGAAAAAAGGCGUUUGCUGAAGCAGGCGAAGGACGGUACAAGAAGUAAGACUAAAGAUGACAAAUGCAAAUGUAGUGAUAGUGAGCUCUGUGUUUGUCAUAAGAAUCGACAGAAUAAAACAUCUUUGAAGCGAAAAAAUGAUGAUAAUGGUAUUAUCGAACCGGAUUUCACUGAAGGAAGUUCUUAUGGUUCAGAUUUCUUAGAGAUGAAGUCUAAGCAGGAGAACAACAACGAGCAGAAUAGGAGUCCUGUUAUCAAUAAUGCCAGUAAUAACAAUGACGGUAUAAAUGGAGAUGAUUCGUUUGCUCCAUUAAAAUCUAGUCUAUACAUGCAAGAUGUGAUGCACUUGGGGUUAGAUCCCGUUCAGAAUAUGAAACCGAUUACACCAUUCACUAGAACUCAGGUUGGAGAGGUUUCUAUACCACUGAACGAAUAUAUAUCUGCAGCGGUAGAUAACAGCGUCCAGUCUGCGACGCCACUUUUAAACCUAUAUGACCGUAUCCUACUCCAAGAUGCGAACGGUGGUAAUAAAGAGAAGAUGAGUUUUUUCACUGACACUUCGAAAACUGAGUUAAAUUACAAUGACCUAAAAAAGAGACAGCAAAGGAUUUCUUCAGAGCAUAAUACUAUUCAAGAUCAUAACGAUCUCAAUAUCAAUUAUAUGGCAUCGUCUAAUUAUCUGCAUUCAAAUUCCUCACGAGAAUUGGCUAAUUCGGACGUCCCUUCCGUUGCAUCCGAUCCUAUGCCUAAAAAGCUGAAUAGUUCAGAUUCAAUAUCUUCACUGCUGAACUCCAGCAAUGUUGAUAAGAGUAAUUCCCAUUUUUACCAAGAUAUGCUGCACUGCUCUCUUAAUCAAAAGAAACGCUUCUCACAGUCGCCGUCUUUAUACAGCAUGGAUUACACAUCCAGCAAUGGGCUAUCCUCCAAUAACAGCAGACCCGCAGACACAAUCUCGAAUAUACCGAAUCCAUCAGGUUAUUCUGGAAAUAAUACUCAGUUUUCUUCUAUUGCGUUGGAUAAUAGUGUUAAGCAACCUGCGGUUAAUACUCUAUCUUUAACGCCCAGUUUUCUAGAUCUACCUGAUGGAAACUAUGAAGUUCCCUAUCACCAAUCGUUUUCAAUCCAUGGGUCAAAAUCAAACAGUACAGACAGAUUUAGGCAGCAAGUACCUUACGCGGAACAAAAGGCCCAGUCGAGGCAGCGAUCUAUUAGCAUUCAUAAAAACCAUCGGUAUAGUCAAUGUCCUAUGGAUGGGCCCAUUCCGUUGACGGAGUCGCCGGUUGACUCGUCUACUACUGUUAACAAUGUUGAUCCUGGUGAGCUCUCCGCUUUUGAGACUUCUAACAACAUGUUAUCUUUUAAUCCGCCUUUUUACGUAUCUAAUUCUACUGAUAUGGGUGGGCAGAAGACGGGCAGUGAUACAACAAUACUUAUGAUGGGGAAUGGCAGUAGCAACUCUGUGGUAAAUGGCAAUAGUUCCAAUUAUCGUGCAACUAUAGGCCUGGGUGCUACCAUGGAUGGUGCUGCCACCUCCUACACUAUUACAUCAUCUGAUGAGGACAUUAGUCAGUUUAUUGCAGAUCAAGGGGGCUCUUCAAAGACACAGUCUAACUUUCCAACCUCAGGUUGGAAAAGGAAUGUUGUUGGACCUUCAGCAGCAUCUGCUAUAGAAGAUAAUGGACAGCAAAAGGAUAACAUAGAAGCUGCCAAAAAAUCGCCUUUGGACAUAAGAAGUAAAAACUCACUGCUCGCGUUCAAUGAUGAUGAGUAUGUAGAUUUGGAGAGUUUGAUAGGUAACUUGUAG